AUGAAGACACUUAAGCGUCACCAUGUCGUGUAUCGCGUUGCUGCUGCGUCAAGACGCCGUACCAUGUCGUGUAUGCGUUACUACUGCGUCAAGACACUUAGCGUCACCAUGUCCGUGUAUGCGUUACCCCGCUGCGUCAAGAACGCCAGCGUCACCAUGUCCGUGUAUGCGUUUUGCUGCGUCAAAGACACUUAA
Molecule: messenger RNA, 195 nt
Organism: Pelobates cultripes (western spadefoot toad)
Lineage: Eukaryota; Metazoa; Chordata; Amphibia; Anura; Pelobatidae
Source: the annotation of a GenBank genome assembly